UCAGACUGUUCCAGGUGUGCUUAGUGGAAUGUAACACAGCUUGCUGCUCUGCUUUCUCUGAACUCUGAAUUUUCGUCUUGAUACUGAUCUUCAGCUGUUGCUUUUCCUUUGUAUCUAGGUAGGUUUAAAUUUCCAUUUCCAUUUUAGUCAUUUAGCAGACGCUCUUAUCCAGAGUGACUUACAGUUAGUGAGUGCAUACAUUUUUCAUACUGGCCCCCCGUGGGAAACGAACCAACAACCCUGGCGUUGCAAGCGUCAUGCUCUACCAACUGAGUUACAGGGGACUACAGAUGCCUUUUGUUUGUUCUGAACUAUUUAUGAUACUUUUGUAGAGAUUACCGCAAAGUGAAAUUCAGAAACUUGUUUUUAUGUCAUGGCAACAGUUUCAAGAGUUAAAUGCAUGUACAUGGACUGUCAACCUCCAGUACUUAUUCUGUUUUAUACAUAUCUGUCAUUUAAAAUCAUUUUUUUCUCCACCACCUAAAGGAUCGGCAGCCUACAGACUAAGCCAUGACCCAAAGCAGCAUGCCCCGUGAGGAGGCCUACACUGCCCUGAUGAGGGGGGUCAAGGAGCUGGACAUCAGCGAGCCAAACGUACCAAGCGACUUAGUUCUGAUCGGCGACCAAGCCUUCCCACUGGCCAUGAACGCCCGUGGCCAGGUCCUGAUGGCUGCUUCAUUCUACGGCCGAGGCCGAGUGGUGGUGCUGGGCCACGAGGGCUACCUCACCGCCUUUCCUGCCCUGGUGGAGAAUGCCCUGACCUGGUUGACAGACUCCUCCUGUGACAGCACUACCGUGGGCGUCCACCAGAGCUGUAAGGCCGUGGCCGACAACCUGAGCUACUCCAGCCUCAAACCCAAGGUGGGGGGCUUCUGCGAGGGCCUGGGAGUGUAUGUGACUGAUGCAUACUGCGUGGGCCCAGAGGUGAAUGAGCUGGUGGGCUUCCUGAAGGCAGGGGGCGGGCUGCUGAUGGCUGGCCAGGCGUGGAGCUGGGCGGAGGAACACCCCAAACAGAACACCCUGCUUGGUUUCCCUGGGAACAAGGUGUCCAGCGUGGCUGGCAUCUACUUCUCGGAGCACCUUGGGGAGCUGGGUACCCUCCCUGUGCCUCCACAGAUCCCUUCCAGCUGGCUGACUGUGGCGUAAGUAUUGGACACUUCAUAGAGAGAAGAGGAGGCGACGGUGGCAUAUUUAAGCAAUAAGGCCAGAGGAGGUGUGGUAUAUGGCCAAUUUACCAUGGCUAAGGGCUGUUCUUAAGCAUGACGCAACGCGUAUAUCGCCAUAUAUCACAAACCCCCGAGGUGCCUUAUUGCUAUUAUAAACUGGUUACCAAUGUAAAUAGAGCAGUAAAAAUAAAUGUUUUGUCAUACCGGGAUAUACAGUCUGAUAUACCACAGCUGUCAGCCAACACAGCUACUGUAGUAAAACGGAAAUGUAUACAUGGUGGUAUUUUGUGCCUAAUAUCACCUCCUAUAACCAGGUAAAAAAAAAGAGUCUUUAUUUAACUCUAGAAAUCACAUGGUUAAAUAAAUGUUUAUUUGAGCUAUUUUUAUGUGUCUAAGUUCUCUUGUCAAAUCAUACCUACCCUUUCACUCUCUUCUUUCCCUAGGAUAGGCAAGGACUUCAAGGAUGACUUGGAGUUCCUGCUGGAGGGUGUGACUGAGUUUGAUAUGCAGGGCGGGGCUAUUUGCUCAGAGGUGCUGGUACACGGCCCUCUGGCAUUCCCCAUCGGCACCACACAGGACGGCAGGGCCUUUCUGGCUGGGGCAUACUACGGCCAGGGCCGAGUCAUUGUGGUUUCCCACGAGGGAUACUUGGGCCGAGAGCAGAUGUCCCCCUUCAUGCUCAAUGCCGUGCGCUGGUUAGACGAGGGUCGCAACGGCUUGGUAGGCGUCCUGCCCCAUCUCGGCCACGCCCACACCCUACUGAGCAAGUCGGGCCUGCCCUGUGAGAAGAGCGGCUUCAGGAAGGAGCUCAGUGUCUACGUCUGCACCUCCUACAGCGACGCCCAGGCCGACGAAAUCCAGGACUUUGUGGCUGAGGGCGGAGGCCUGCUGAUCGGGGGCCACGCCUGGUAUUGGGCCCAGUCCAACCCGGGCCAGAACGCCAUGACAGGGUAUGCAGGCAACCACAUCCUCAACAAGAUGGGCCUCAGCCUGUUGGGGAACACUCUGGGCGCAGGCUGCUACAAGGCCCCAGUCCCGGGUCAGACCUGCUCUGAGGGCUUCCACUUCCGCCACCUGCUGCACCGCUUUGCUUGUCACGUGACCCAGGGUGAGACGCUGACGGAUCUUGAGGAGGCAGGUCUGAAGAAGCUUGGCGGCGACUGCGCCAAUUACCUGCACAUGCAGGCACACGACUGUGCCUCGUACACCUCGGUGGUGACCAUGCUCACUGACGUGCUGAAGGAGACGGGCAUCCCCCAGGUGUGCCACAGCUGCCCGGUGAUAAGCCCCAAGGACCACCUGCUGCUCAGUGUGGGCGCGGAGGUGUACAAGGUGUGCCAGGACCCAGACGCCCUACUGCCUUACCUGAUCAAGGACCAGCCCAUGAUGCCUUCCUUGUCCAAUUCCAGGGUCAGGAUCAACUGUAAUACAGCAGGUUAGUUAGCUCUCAUUUUCUCUUAUGGGAAUGUACUCUAAAAUUGGGGUAUAAUGGGUCAAAUGGAGAUGGUUUAGUCAUGGGAACCAAUAUGAAACACACCAGGAGUAAUGGCUUAGCUAAAAUGGGUGCGAGAAAAUACUUUUCGCCAUAGCUAUUCUGCUUAUGCGCAAGUUCAUUGGUUAGUGUGGGAAUAUAUGUUUCUAACCAUACACUCACUAUUCUAUACAGUUAUGUUUGAAUAUAACCACUACUGAACAUUGUGUCUUAGGAGGAGAGGAGUGGCUCAGCACUGGUCUGUACCUUUCCCCUGGGAUGAGGACCUACAUGGCCAUGCCACCAGAAAUCGUCAACCAGGGCUGGAAGGUAUCCAAUACUGCAUUUUAUUUUGUCUUAUAAUUCUAAAAUCUAUUGAAUCAAAUCAUGUUUUAUUUGUUUUGAGAUCAAGCCCUUUACAUGUUGAUAUAAAAGCACUGUUGAUUGAUUGACUGAUUGACUGACUGAUGCCCCUGUUACCAUCAGGUCCAGAUAGGCUGUCAGACUGACAACAUUGGGAAUGCGAACGAGCUGAGGCGAGCACCAGUGGUUCAUGAGCGCUUCCCCAUAGACUCAGACAUGAUGCAGGUGUGGAACCUGUGGGGCGGUCUCCUCUAUCUCAUCGCCCCUCCUAAGACCCAGGUGGAGGGGGUGGAGGUCAUCAUUCAGGGGGCUGUGCCAGCCCCCUACUACAAGACUGGUAAGUGGGGGGGAGAGGGAGGUGGGUGUCUACGAUGCAUUUUACACUUUGGUCUUAUAAUGCAUCCAAGUGAUGUAUUAUAAGGGUGUUGCAACUAUGAGUCGUUAUAACUCAUGACUUGUUAUGACCGCUUAUAGCAAGUGUUAAAAUGCACUAUAAGUAUGCCAUUAUUAUAAUUGAUGUGUGUGCCUCCAUAGAAAGUGUUACAGAGAGGGUAUUUCAAUGAGACUAACCUGGAUAAAUACCAGAUGAAUAAAAGAUAACGUAAAGUACAUACACAAUAAAGAGAACCAAGUACGUUCCUCCAUCCAGUCCCCUCAUUUACAGUCUGUCUGGAAUCCUUUUCACUUCAUCCAGGCAGAAUAUUUCACAUCUUUUAACCUCUUUUUGUACCCAAUUUCUUGUAAAUGAAUGGAAGCUUUGUUCUUUUCCCGGAGUUGUAUUAAUGUAUUCUGAUCUGCUAUUCAUGUAUUCUUAAUACAUAAAAAAGUUGCUCGCUGUUGCCGUUUUGAAUGUAUGAUGAUGGCUACCACAGAUUAAAGAGAAAAUGACACAGCCUUUGUUCUGCAUGAAACCUCUGUAGAAUACACUAAGCUUAGAACAGCUAUGCUCUCAGAUAGACUGUUUAAUUGCAGCUGUGUUACUAAAACUGAAAUUCCUGCUGUUAUGAGAAUUGAUUUGCAAUGUGCUACUCAUCAUUGUGGUGGGAAGUCACACUGUACCAAAUGUUUGUCUGGUAAUAGUCAUCAUGAAGGCCAUUUAAUGCAUGUUGUUCACCUAUGCUAGGCUGAUGGGUUUCCUCUAAUUGGCUUACCAAGCUGAGAUUUAAUGAAUUGAUUGAUCAUAAAGAUGCACACAGCCUGGGUCAUAAUACUUCAGUAAUUAUUAUAAUAAUAAUAAAUUCAGUCAAAUGAUCCAGGAUUUUCCUCCAACCCUUGCCUCUCUUCUCUCUCUAGGGGUGACCACACCUGCAGACUGGGCAGUUCUGCGGACCGCCCCUUCCCCCUGGGCAGAGAUGGAGUUUGAGAACAUCAUCCUGACCGUCCACUCUGACGUGGUCCGAGGUCUGGAUCGGCCUGACCUGGUGGCAGCGCUCUGGGAUGACAUCAUGAGGGGGAUAGCUGACCUGGCCGCCAUCCCUGCCAAGUUCCCCCGCAAGGAGCGCUUUGUGGCCGACGUCCAGAUUUCCCAUGGUCAGCAUCUGUCCCUCUUUAUUUCUUAGCAUGGACAAACAUUCAUGACUGGAAUUGACUCUGGUAGGGGACUAGGGAUUGUGUAAUUGCUGGAUAUGAACAGGAAAAGGAGAUCUGAAAAGACAUUGACCCAAAUAUUUCAAAAAUGUAUUUUGAGUCAGGUAGGACAGUACCUAUACAGUUUCUAAGUGAGUUGUUGUGCUGUAGAAAAAUGUGCACAGCUUCCGCCCUGCCAGUAUCCAGACAUUGAUCUGACCCUCUCCUCCCUCUCUCCCUUCCACCCCUACAGGCUUCAUGCAUGCAGGCUACCCUAUCAUGAUACAAUCCUCCUCCGCCCCAGACCUGAUGAACCCUGCGGCAGCCCGCAGCUCGGGCCUGUGGGGAGCCAUCCACGAGCUGGGCCACAACCAGCAGAGAGGAGUCUGGGAGUUCCCCUCGCACACCACUGAGUGCACGUGUAACCUGUGGUCCGUGUACGUGCACGAGGAGGUGUUGGGGGUGAAACGGGAUCAGGCCCACCCCAACAUGACGCUGGCCAAACGGCAGAGCCGUGCCGAGGGGUAUGCUAAAGGGGGCAGGAAUCUGGCCAGCUGGGACAUGUGGGUGGCACUGGAGACCUACAUGCAGGUGACAGGAGACUCAAGUGACAUAUACUGUAUAGUACACUCUGCUGCAGAGUAUGUUGUGUACAAACCCUACAAUUAGUGCUUGUGAAAGACUGAUAGGAAAGUAUAGAUACUACAGUAAAACAUCUGCACCAAACUUUGUAACUUAAAAAAAGUAACGUUAUCUAUGGUUGAGUAAACGGUUUCUCUUCGUCAUCCUCCUUCCCACCAGCUCCAGGACCAGUUUGGCUGGGACGCCUUCAAGAAGGUGUUUGCUGCCUACCACACCAUGCAGAACGUGCCCAAUGACAACAAGGGCAAGAUGAACCUGUAUGCUGAGACCUUCUCCCUUACGGUCGAGAGGAACCUGGCUCCAUUCUUCAAGGCCUGGGGCUGGCCCAUUGAGCCCGCUACAGAGGAAAAGCUCUCUAACCUGCCGGUGUGGAAUGACCACCCCAUGGCCCAGUAUGGCUGACCUAUAGAGGAGGUCACCCCCUUAUAUUGGGGGUCACAGGUCAGGGAUUGCUGGUGAAGGGUAGGUACCGUUUGGUGAUGGGUAAUGGAGUGGUGACUAGGGCUUUGCAGGCCUGUUGUAGAAAUGCUACUGCAAGAAUCAUGGUUGCGUCUGUUGUGCAAAUGAAUAAAGAAUUGUAACGGUUUCUGAAGUCAUCACAAAGGGCUGGCUGAGGAGAUUGGGGGUCUAUUGUUGGCUAUAAAUGCAACUGUAUAUUCUAGUGCACUUCAGAAGAGUCCUCGCAAGUGCCUUAUUCAUCAGAAGUCGGAUGUUUUACAGGGUCUAUUUCAAUCCAAAUGUAGUUAUGUGAACAGUAAGGCAUCUUAUCCUGAAGUUUCAUGUGUUUCUGAAACUGUAUACAAAGCUAAGGAAAUGUACCUCUUGUUAGAUACUUUAUAUUAUUCUCACUUAUUCCUAGAAAGCACAUAAUAAAGAAUAAUAAAAUGUUUA
Coregonus sp. 'balchen' is the source of this 6099-nucleotide messenger RNA. NCBI's taxonomy places the organism in Eukaryota, Metazoa, Chordata, Actinopteri, Salmoniformes, Salmonidae. The record is from the annotation of a GenBank genome assembly.